Molecule: messenger RNA, 1102 nt
Organism: Fukomys damarensis (Damara mole-rat)
Lineage: Eukaryota; Metazoa; Chordata; Mammalia; Rodentia; Bathyergidae
Gene: Tmeff2
Product: transmembrane protein with EGF like and two follistatin like domains 2
Exons: 10
Coding region: 32-1033 (333 amino acids)
Molecular function (GO): protein binding
Source: RefSeq, a predicted model, not a curated record
GCCAAAGCCUCCUAAUGAAACAGGGCCGAGGAUGGGAGCUGCUGCCGACACCUGGCCGUCACGUUCCGGUGUGACUCCCUGUUAUGAUGACAGAGAAAAUGAUCUCUUCCUCUGUGACACCAACACCUGUAAAUUCGACGGGGAGUGUUUAAGAAUUGGAGACACUGUGACUUGCGUCUGUCAGUUCAAGUGCAACAGUGACUAUGUGCCGGUGUGUGGCUCCAACGGCGAGAGCUACCAGAACGAGUGCUACCUGCGACAGGCCGCGUGCAAACAGCAGAGUGAGAUCCUCGUGGUGGCAGAAGGGUCGUGUGCCACAGAUGCAGGAUCGGGAUCUGGAGAUGGAGUCCAUGAAGGCUCUGGAGAAACCAGUCAAAAAGAGACAUCCACCUGUGACAUUUGCCAGUUUGGUGCAGAAUGCGACGAAGAUGCUGAGGAUGUCUGGUGUGUGUGCAACAUCGACUGUUCCCAAACCAACUUCAAUCCCCUCUGUGCUUCGGAUGGGAAGUCUUAUGAUAACGCAUGUCAGAUCAAAGAAGCAUCAUGUCAGAAACAGGAGAAAAUUGAAGUCAUGUCUUUGGGUCGAUGUCAAGAUAAUACAACUACAACUACUAAGUCUGAAGAUGGGCAUUACGCGAGAACAGAUUAUGCAGAGAAUGCUAACAAAUUAGAAGAAAGUGCCAGAGAACACCACAUACCUUGCCCAGAACAUUACAACGGCUUCUGUAUGCACGGCAAGUGUGAACACUCCAUCAACAUGCAGGAGCCGUCAUGCAGGUGUGAUGCUGGUUACACUGGGCAACACUGUGAAAAGAAGGACUACAGUGUUCUGUACGUUGUUCCCGGCCCCGUGCGGUUCCAGUACGUCUUGAUCGCGGCUGUGAUUGGAACGGUUCAGAUCGCUGUCAUCUGCGUGGUCGUGCUCUGCAUCACGAGGAAAUGCCCCAGAAGCAACCGAAUUCACAGACAGAAGCAAAAUACAGGCCACUACAGUUCAGACAACACAACGAGAGCGUCCACGAGGCUAAUCUAAAGGGAGCAUGUUUCUCAGUGGCUGGAUUGCAGAGAGCUUGGACUACACAAUACAGUAUUAUAGACAAAA